ACUUCAACCACAACAGCAGGUCCGUGCGGCGCGCUGCGAUGACGUCACGCAGCUCUCUUGACGACGACAACAAACAUGGAGGAAUAUGCCCGCGAGCCCUGUCCGUGGAGGAUAGUGGACGACUGCGGCGGCGCUUUCACCAUGGGUGCAAUCGGUGGAGGGGUGUUCCAGUCACUCAAGGGCUUUCGUAAUGCCCCUGCUGGUGUCGCACACCGACUGAGAGGCAGCACCAACGCAGUGAGAGUACGAGCUCCACAGAUUGGAGGGAGCUUUGCUGUGUGGGGGGGUCUCUUCUCCACAAUUGACUGUGGUCUGGUUCGUGUCAGAGGGAAAGAAGACCCGUGGAACUCUAUAACAAGCGGAGCGCUGACUGGAGCUAUCCUGGCAGCGCGCAGUGGGCCCUUAGCCAUGAUGGGCUCUGCCAUGAUGGGGGGGAUUUUGCUGGCUCUCAUUGAGGGUUUUGGGAUCCUCCUCACCAGAUACACAGCGCAGCAGUUUCAGAAUCCUGUUCCCUUUGCAGACGACCCCAGUCAGUUGCCUCCAAAAGAUGCAGCACAAGUGUCAGGAAGCGUUAAGGAAUGAGAGCAGCUGUGGACACAGGGAGUCCCACCAAAGAGUAGCAGGGACACCGAGGUACUACAGCAGGUAUCAGGUGGAGAUACUGGUCACUACAGUGGUGUCAAGUAGUUGCACUUCAGGUUUUAUACCUCAGGAACAAAGUACUGUGAGUUUUAGUUUUAAGUGAAUGUUUAAGUGAGCGAGGAUCCUUCUGACAAACCUCAUGUCUGCACCUGCAGCAUCUCAUGCAACAUUUUAAUGCAUCAGGGGUUGUUGUCACUUUGCUGUGACCUCUUUGGGUUCAAUGUGCAAUUCUGAAAUGUAAAUACUGAACCAGUUUGAUCAGUUUGAACAUAUGAUGAACAAGAAUCCAAAGAUUUUAGAACUGUCAUAGAUUUAUUCAACUUUAAAGGUUAAAUGGCUGAUAAGUAGAAAAGUAGUUGUGUGUGAGUAGUAAAAACAACAUAUUUAUUCAGUGAGGUUUUACCAUUGAGAAUUGUAUUCUAGUACUAUAUUAGUAUUAUAGUAAACCCCAUUUAGGGGGUGGAGGAUGUUGUUUGGCACUGAAACUUUUCAAAAGGGAUAUUGAAGAAGCAGAUCCUGUGAACAUGUGAUGUUUAUUAACAAAUAAUGUACGACAACCAAAAUGCUAAAUGAACCAUCGGAAAUCAAACUAAACUAAAUCAUUCUAAUAAAAAAUUCUAAUUCUAUUGACUGGCAUUUACCAACUUAGCCACAUCUGCCCUGGUAAGAAGAGGGCGAGCUAAGCAGAGAGAUAAGUAAAUAAAACCACAAUCAACAUUAUGAACACACAUUUAUGUUUGGAUUCUGGGUUAAUUGCUCAGUCAAGACAACGACAAAACACAGCAACAUCACAAACACAUCCAAAUGAAACUUUACCACAUCAUUGCAUUAAUCAGAUUAUUUAGAAAAACUGCAAAUAAUGAUCAAUUGACCUAAGAGAAACAUUUUAAUAAAGGAAGAUGGGGCCUCAUGAAAAGUUGAGUUUGUUCUCACAUGUUUUCUUUGAGUCUAUGUCAAAGUUUUAAUUAUAUAUCAACGGAGACAAUCAAUGCAAACAGUGUUUUUAAAUCGUUUGUGUGCUUAAGUCGAGUCUUAGCUUAAAAAAAAACCCCAUUCCUGUUUUUGUUUGCACUUUUCCACCACCGGCAGCUUCUGUAACUUUGAGCAAAUAUUAUCUUCACACACUGGAAUGGAUUUGUUCAAGUCAUGUCUGUGAAAACUGCUGAGUUGCUAGAAACAAGUCCCUGGCUCAGUUCACCUUGGUUCUUAUGAAGCACCCGUCUUCUCUUUGAUCGCUGCUUUAUCCAUCAAGCACUUUUUAAACCCCCCCCAUCUCUCUGCUCUCUUUAAGUGGCAGCAUCUGCCUCGGCAGGGAGACGGGGCCGCACAAUCCAGUGUUUCACUGUCAAACUAUGUAUAGAGAGAAUUUCUAUUUUGUGUAUCGUGUUAAUUUAUUUAUCGUGCAGAAGUUGAUACUAACAAUAAAGGCAUCAAAUAUUCUUGAA
Molecule: messenger RNA, 2087 nt
Organism: Hippoglossus stenolepis (Pacific halibut)
Lineage: Eukaryota; Metazoa; Chordata; Actinopteri; Pleuronectiformes; Pleuronectidae
Gene: timm17b
Product: translocase of inner mitochondrial membrane 17 homolog B (yeast)
Exons: 6
Coding region: 76-582 (168 amino acids)
Biological process (GO): protein import into mitochondrial matrix
Cellular component (GO): TIM23 mitochondrial import inner membrane translocase complex; mitochondrial inner membrane
Molecular function (GO): transmembrane protein transporter activity
Source: RefSeq, a predicted model, not a curated record